Messenger RNA from Megalops cyprinoides (Indo-Pacific tarpon), 3246 nucleotides. It is a transcript of the gene ifih1, whose product is annotated as interferon induced with helicase C domain 1. The record is from RefSeq and is a predicted model, not a curated record. Bases 159 to 3191 code for a protein of 1010 amino acids. Gene Ontology annotation, cellular component: cytoplasm. The transcript has 16 exons. Lineage: Eukaryota; Metazoa; Chordata; Actinopteri; Elopiformes; Megalopidae. Gene Ontology annotation, molecular function: zinc ion binding; single-stranded RNA binding; ATP binding. Gene Ontology annotation, biological process: positive regulation of interferon-beta production; response to virus; innate immune response.
CGUACGUUCUACGUAAUUACGUGUAGAAACCGAAACGAAACUGAAAGAAGGCAUUUACAGGGGAAUCCUGUGCGGUGCUGUAUACAAAAUACCCUGUUGCUGGACAGCCUGCAAAGCCACUCACUUUCCAACACACUGAUGUGAACAGAUGAUAAAGGAUGACUUCUAAUAACGACGCAACUUUAAUCUGGCUUCUUGGGGAAUGCUUCCGAAACAGACUGCGCACUCUAAUUCAGGUGCAGCCCGUUCUGGAUCAUGUAAACUUUAUCGAGCGCGAACAGAAAGAUUUGAUCAUAAAUAAAGCGAGAACUGAAAGCAAUCAACGAGCCGCCGAUCUGCUUAUCGAUACGAUAAUAAAGAAGCCGCGGCCUGACGGCUGGUUCAGGGAGCUCGUAAAUGCGCUGGAGGCUGGAGGGUGUAAAUAUGCCGCACAGUACGUGGACACGGCCGAACUCCCACCGCCCUCGCUGGAGGCUGAAAAUGAUCACUUUGUGCAACUCGUUGAUCUACUUGCUCCAAGUCUCAUAACGAUGAAGACAUCUGACGUCUGUCUCAUGUGUUUUGCAAAAGAAAUUCUAACUAAGGAAGACCACGACAAUAUCAUGGCAGAAGUCAGGAAUAACGGGCAAAGGAAUGGCGCGCGUCUGCUUCUGAGAAGGAUCGUGUUGCAGCCGCCGGGUUGGUUUUCUGCAUUUCUGGAUGUGCUGAGCAAAUCUGAGCACCACGACCUCUUCCGGGAACUUACUGGAGCAGAAACGCCUCAAGAGCUGGAAGAAAUGAUUACUGAGGACAGAGAUACACCCGAAGCGCUAAAGGACCAAAAUGAGCUCAAAAAAGACGAACCGGUCGAGGGUCCAGAGGAGAUGGAGCUGGAAAGAACCUCUGCAGAGGAAUCGCUGGACGGCAGCAUGGGAAACAGCAGCUUUAACUCUCUGCUGGAUUCAUCCAUUGGGAGUACCUCUGAUCGUACAGAUCUGGAUCUGUACAAUGCAGAUGCUGAGCAAAAGAAUGAGAAGGAGGAGGGAGUGGAUGAGAGUCCAGUGUCAGACGGCGGGGAUGAGGGGCCGGCAGCCGCGGGCGCUACAGACACUGACAUCGUUCUCCGGGAUUAUCAGAUGGAGGUCGCGAGACCCGCCUUGGAGGGGAAGAACAUCAUCAUAUGCCUCCCGACAGGCAGUGGCAAAACCAGAGUUGCUGUGUACAUCACCAGAGAGCACCUGGACGCCAGGAAAAGGGAGGGCAAGCCAGGGAAGGUGGUCGUUUUGGUUAACAAGGUCCCGCUGGUGGAGCAGCACUACAGCACGGAGUUCGGGAAGUACCUCAAACGCCAGUAUCACGUGGAGAGGGUCAGCGGGAACUCCCAGCUCAAAAUCUCCUUCCCCGACAUCGUCAGGAAGAACGACAUCAUCAUCUGCACGGCCCAGAUCCUGGAGAAUGCCUUCAGCCAGGCGAAAUCUAAGGAGGAGGGCAGCAUUCAUCUGUCAGAUUUCUCCCUGGUGGUGAUUGACGAGUGCCACCACACGCAGAAGGGCGAGGUGUACAACCACAUCAUGAUCCGCUUCCUGCGGCAGAAGCUGAAGAACGAGCUGUCGCGUAAACAGCAGAGCGAGCCCGUCCCCCUCCCGCAGAUCCUGGGACUCACCGCCUCGCCCGGUGUGGGAGGGGCCAAGAACAUGCAUAAAGCUGAGGAGCACAUCCUAAAAAUCUGUGCCAAUCUGGAUGCCUUCAAAAUCAUGACAGGAAGGCUGGGGGACCAUGAGAAAGAGCCCUAUAAAAAGAUAGCAACAGCUGAAGAAAGAAAAGAGGAUCCGUUUGGAGACAUGAUUAAAGGAAUCAUGGAUGAAAUCCACAGCCAUGCUGAGCUGCAGCCCCCCUGUAAUCCGGGAACCCAGAACUACGAGCAGUGGGUAGUACAAAAAGAGCAGCAAGCUGCAAAGGAGAAAAAUCAGAAGGUUCGAGUGUGCGCUGAGCACCUCCGGCAGUACAACGAGGCUCUGCACCAGAGCAACACCCUCCGCAUGUCCGACGCCUUCAGCUUCCUCAGAAAGUACCACGACGAGGAGCUCAAAAAGAAAACGGCCCCCGAGGACGAGGAGGAAGCCAUAGAGCUCACCGAGACCGACAGAUUCCUCUUCAGGCUGUUCAGAGACAAGAAGCGGAAGCUGGAAGACGUGGCGAAGAAGCCGGAGUACGAGAAUAAGAUCCUGUCGACACUGAAACAGACGGUGCUGCGGGAGUUCACCAGCAGGCAGGAAGCCCGCGGCAUCAUCUUCACCAAGACGCGCCUCGGCGCCAUGGCCCUGCACCAGUGGAUCCUGGAGAACAAGAAGUUUGAGGAGGUUGGGGUCAGCGCCAGCUACCUGAUUGGAGGAGGAGACCAGAGCGUGGUGAAACCGAUGACCUCGAAAGAGCAAAAGGAUGUUCUGGAGAAGUUCCGCAAAGGGGAAAUAAACCUGCUCAUCGCCACCACGGUUGCCGAGGAAGGCCUCGACAUUAAAGAGUGUAAUUUCGUUAUCCGAUACUGCCUCGUGACCAACGAGAUCGCCAUGAUUCAGGCCAGAGGCAGAGGGAGAGCGGGGGACAGCAGUUACACCCUGGUGGAAGUGGAGGGCUCCGGCGUGAGCGAGAGAGAGAGCGUGAACGAGUACCGCGAGCAGAUGAUGAGCAAAGCCAUCAGAAAGAUCCAAAAUCUCGAACGGAAGGAGUACGAGAGCAAAGUGAGGGAGUUUCAGAUGCAGGCCAUAGUGGAGAAGAAGGUCCACGCCGUCAAGAAAAAGCAGAAGGUGAUGCUGAAAGAUGAUCCCUCCAAAGUGAGAUUCAGCUGUCGAAACUGCAGCAGGCCGGUCUGUUCGGGGAAGGACAUCGAAAUCAUGGCAGACAUGCACCACGUCAAUGUGACCGACGAAUUUAAGGAACUGUUCAUAGUGAGAGAGAACAUGACGCUGCAAGAGAGACUGCUGGACUACGAAGUGAACGGUGACGUUGCCUGCAAGGCCUGUGGAUAUAAAUGGGGCUCCAUGAUGCUGUUCAAAGGGAUUGACUGUCCUUGUCUUCAUAUCAAGAACUUUGUGGUGACAUACGAUAACAAGCAGAAGACCUACAACAAAUGGAGCGAGCUGGCCGUCCGAUUCCCGCCGUUCGAUUUCCACAACCAUCCCGAUCUGAUCGCUGGUGACUCUGACUCAGAUUAGGUGGCACCUGCUUCAUGAAGGUAGAUAAAGAUAAUGUGCACAGGUAAGACAAGGG